UUUAAUGUAUUCUUUUGUCUAAAACAUGAGUAAAGCAAAUACGUGCCUUUUCUCUCUGAUUUUGAUGUACUUCAUAGAAAACUAUAACCAAAUAAAUAUUUUUAAAAUUAUUUCUUCUUCUUCCAUCUAUAACCGAGAACCUAUAAAGCACGUAAGGAAUUUAAAUGAUGAAUAAGUGCAAGAUCCACCAUGGCAUCUUCAAGCGGAGAACUUUGCUGGGAAGGAGGAAGAAGAAGAACAACGAUCAUGACUUUAAAAACAGAGAAUCAGAUGCUUCAUUAGGAAGAUAAAUCCACAGAUCCCUUCAAUAUUUUAUUUGCAACAUACUAAAUCUUUUAUGUUUUUUGUUAUUUUGAUCCUUUUCCUACGAAGAACCGAUGUUGCCGUCUCGGAGUCGUCACGAAACAAACAUAAUUUAGAUCUGAUUUUUCAUUUUUAUAAUACAGAGCAGUUACUUUUUAAAUUAAUGACUAUAAUCUAUAGUGAAAAUACAUUAAAAUCCAUCGGUUUUGUAAUGAAUCUAUCAAAAUCCUUUUAAGUACUUUCAAAUUCAAUUACUUUAAAAUACAUAGAAAUCAUCAAUUCAAUAACACCCCCUAAAUUUUAAUUGGUUUAAUCGAAAAUGUAACGUGGAGUUUGGAUUAGUCCACUUAUAUAAAAUCUGGCCGACCAGCGAUUUUCCCGCUCUGUCGACGAUCUUCCUCCGCCUUAAGGCUCACGAACGAGAUCUAAAUCGCACUCCUAGAGCUCUGACAAUGGCGGACGAACUCGGAUUCUUCGAACUCAACACCGGAGCAAAGAUCCCAUCGGUCGGCCUCGGAACAUGGCAAGCUGCUCCUGGCGUCGUUGGAGACGCCGUCGCAGCCGCUGUGAAGAUGGGCUAUCAGCAUAUUGACUGUGCUUCCAGAUAUGGCAAUGAAAUUGAGAUUGGGAAAGUUCUGAAGAAGUUGUUUGAAGAUGGCGUAGUGAAGCGUGAGAAGCUGUUCAUUACAUCAAAAAUCUGGCUGACUGAUCUCGACCCUCCGGAUGUACAGGAGGCAUUGAACAGAACUCUACAGGAUCUGCAGCUUGAUUAUGUUGAUUUGUACCUCAUGCAUUGGCCUGUUAGGUUGAAGAAAGGCACUGUUGACUUUAAGCCUGAGAACAUUAUGCCUAUCGAUAUUCCUAGCACAUGGAAAGCAAUGGAAGCACUGUAUGAUUCAGGCAAGGCACGAGCCAUUGGCGUAAGUAAUUUCUCUACGAAAAAACUCUCAGAUCUCGUGGACGCUGCUCGUGUUCCUCCCGCUGUAAACCAGGUGGAGUGUCAUCCUUCAUGGCAACAACAUAAGUUACAUGAGUUCUGCAAGUCCAAAGGGAUUCACCUAUCAGGAUAUUCGCCACUGGGUUCUCCUGGAACAACAUGGGUGAAGGCCGAUGUUUUAAAGAGUCCUGUUCUGGAAAUGGUAGCUAAAGAACUCGGGAAGUCUCCUGCACAAACCGCACUUCGAUGGGGACUUCAAAUGGGUCAUAGUGUACUUCCCAAAAGCACAAAUGAAGCAAGGAUCAGAGAGAAUUUUGAUGUAUUGGGGUGGUCAAUCACAGAAGAAAUGUUUGACAAGUUUUCCAAGAUAGAGCAGGCUAGGUUAGUCCAAGGCACGUCGUUUGUUCAUGAGACUUUGAGUCCUUACAAGACACUUGAAGAGCUUUGGGAUGGUGAGAUAUGAUGUACCCAAAGACGUCUUCUGUUGCAUUUUUAAGUUUUAACCAUUUUCCUUUGAAGUUGGAGAAAACUAUGUUCCACUGUUUUAUACAUUAAUAAAGGGAAAUAAUGUGUAAUCGACA
This is a messenger RNA of Capsella rubella, 1821 nucleotides long. Its product is annotated as aldo-keto reductase family 4 member C11. NCBI's taxonomy places the organism in Eukaryota, Viridiplantae, Streptophyta, Magnoliopsida, Brassicales, Brassicaceae. Gene Ontology annotation, molecular function: aldose reductase (NADPH) activity. Bases 756 to 1703 code for a protein of 315 amino acids. The record is from RefSeq and is a predicted model, not a curated record. Gene Ontology annotation, cellular component: cytosol. The transcript is spliced from 7 exons.